AGCCCGAAGCCAAAGCACCAAGUCUGCAGGGGGGCGGGGGGAGGCUGCCACCGCCGCUGCUGCUCCUGCUGCGUGGGGCUGGGGCUGCGCGGAGCCCUCUCCCUUGGCUGCUGCCUACUCCCGUUUGCCAUUGUGCGUGCCCAAUCGCCGUACACGCCCUGCAUUUAACUUGGAUGACAUUUUGAUUUCAUCAUUAGCAUCCGGCGCCAGAUUGACGCAGCAGCAGCCGCCGCCGCCGCAGCAGCAGCCGGGCUCUGGUCCUGCUCCCCGCAUCAGCCCUCGAUCCCGGGCUCUGUGGGUCUGAGUGUCCCGCGGCUGAGCAGCCCCCUCCCCGCCCCCCCCCCCAGCCUCCCGCCCCAUGCGCGGAGGCGCUGCCUCCUGUCCUCGCCCAGCCGCCCGCCCCACCCCCGCCCGGAUUGGGCGCCCAGCGCCUGGGCGGCUGCCGCUGCCGCUCGAGUGUCGUUAGCGGGUGGUUUAUGGUCUGAGCCGCCGCUGCCCUGCCAGGGACCGGGAGGAGGAUGCCUGAGACGGGACAGGAGACCCCCAGCAGCCAGCCGCCGCCGCCCAAGGAGUCGCCUUUUUCCAUCAAGAGCCUGCUCAACGGGGACCACCACAAGGCGCCUCCCAAGCAGCCCCGAGCGCUCUUCGCUCCGGCCGCCAAGGGGGCUCUGGAUGGAGCCGGCUUCUCCCUCUCCCAGGUGGGCGACCUCACCUUCCCCCGCUUUGAGAUCCCGGCUCAGAGGUUUGCCCUGCAAGCGCACUACCUAGAGCGGUCCCCAGCCUCCUGGUGGUACCCGUACACCUUGACCGCCGCGGGAGGCCACCUGCCCAGGCCCGAAGCUGCAGAGAAAUCUCUCCUGCGAGACUCCUCCCCGGCCUCGGGCACGGACAGAGACUCCCCGGAGCCCCUGCUCAAGGCUGACCCGGACCACAAGGAGCUUGACUCGAAAAGCCCCGAGGAGAUCAUUCUGGAGGAGAGUGACUCGGAGGAGGUGAAGAAGGAGGAGAACGGGGAGGACUGGAAAGCCAGGGAAGACAGCCCGGAGAAGAAGCCCUGCCGAAAGAAGAAGACCCGCACUGUCUUCUCCCGGAGCCAGGUGUUCCAGCUGGAGUCCACCUUUGACAUGAAGAGGUACCUGAGCAGCUCGGAGCGGGCCGGGUUGGCAGCAUCUCUGCACCUGACAGAGACCCAGGUCAAGAUCUGGUUUCAGAACAGAAGAAACAAGUGGAAAAGGCAGCUGGCCGCAGAGCUGGAGGCUGCCAAUCUCAGCCACGCUGCAGCCCAGAGAAUAGUGCGGGUGCCUAUCCUCUACCAUGAGAACUCCACCGCCGAGAACGGCACCUCGGCUGCCAACGUGCCCGUCAGCCAGCCCCUCUUAACAUUCCCUCACCCCGUCUACUACUCCCACCCGGUAGUCACAUCAGUACCGCUCCUGCGACCCGUCUGAGAACUGACCCCAUUCAGCUUUCUGGUGCCGCAGUGGGGAGGGGGUGGCUUUAAAAAAUCACCAAACCUCUAGGUCAGGAGAGAGGCCCGAGGAAACGGAGCAGCUGUAAAUGAUCAGUAAUUUUUGUAAGUACUCAAAUGAUUUGUGCACUUCAUCAAGCGAAUAUUUGAUGCUCUUUUUUUAAUGGGUGGUUGUUAGGAAGUUUGGGGGGGGGGGGGGGGAGGGCGGGGGAAAGACCCUAAAAAUAAAACCAGAGUUGAAGUGGAAACUUGUAGAGAACACUAGAAUUGUUACAUCUUUUGUAAACGUGAACAAAAUAUUGCGCUGAUCUCUGUGGCUUUAGUUUUAUUUUUGUAAACAACAAUAAAUAAAUGAUCACGGUUUACUCCUCCAUAUUUGCCAAAUGCUAACGGAAAAUGGAAUUUCUUUUCCUUUCAUGCCUUCCCUUCUUUCUCAAACUUGUUAAUCCUCGUGGUUCUGUUACAACUCAAAGACUCCACCAACCGUGGCUUUUAAUUUAACCAGACCUUUGUACAAAUUUGCCUGGUCACUUUUCCAUGUUUUGUAUCGUUAGGUUUCUGUGAUGGGACUUUACAACUCGAAAGAAACACAGCCAAAAAGGAAAUGCUUAAUUAUAUACUCACUUUGGGUGAUCCUUAUUUAUUACCAUUUGUUUAGAUUUAAAAACAAUUGAUUGUGGAUUAUUAUUGUCCUUGGGGGUCUUUUUUCUUUCAUUCAAAUGGUAUUGCAGCAUUAAAAAAAUCUGUACCCUUUUGUUUUCUUUUGUAAAACAAAUACAAACAAAAACUAUUGUACUUUUGAACUGUGCAAUAUUGUACGACAAUUCUUGAAGCACUGCUUUUAUUUUAAUGGUGAGAAAAGGGGUUUUUUCAUUGUAUAAUUGCGUUCCUUUAUGUAGUUAAAAAGAAGGAAGGAAAGUGAAAAGAGAGGGAUAGGAGGGGGAAUAAACACUAGUCCUGAUUAAAUGAAUAAAAGAGGUUCAGUGUGCUGAGCGCUUUAAGUGAAGGACAAUCAAUCUUUGAAAAAUGUUAACUUAUUUGCUAUUAUGUACAGUUUUCUUGUAGAGUCCAUGGGGUGUGUGGAUUUUAAUAGACUGAAAUCGAGUGCUGUGUGGACACCUCCAUUCUCUCUGUCUUUCCUGCUGUCUGCUCACCUGUUGUAGGACAAUUGUUUACUAUCAUCCCAAGGUGGUUUUUUGUUUGUUUGUUUUUGUUGACUCUCUAGUUCUGCCAGGAAUCGGUCCUCUUUUUAAAACAACCAAUACUGUUAUAACUGAAUGUUGUGGUGGAAAAAUAAAUAAAACCCGUUCCUUAUCAUUUUUAAGUGUGGCUUUGGAAAAUGAGACAGAACAGGUGUCUUUCCAACCUUCCCCAUUUCCUCCUAUUGUUAGACACACACACACACACUC
Chelonia mydas (Green sea turtle) is the source of this 2877-nucleotide messenger RNA. RefSeq names its product H6 family homeobox 3 (gene HMX3). Lineage: Eukaryota; Metazoa; Chordata; Testudines; Cheloniidae. Gene Ontology annotation, cellular component: nucleus. Gene Ontology annotation, biological process: regulation of transcription by RNA polymerase II. Gene Ontology annotation, molecular function: DNA-binding transcription factor activity, RNA polymerase II-specific; RNA polymerase II transcription regulatory region sequence-specific DNA binding. The transcript is spliced from 2 exons. The record is from RefSeq and is a predicted model, not a curated record. The coding region runs from base 519 to 1448 and encodes 309 amino acids.